This is a messenger RNA of Clupea harengus (Atlantic herring), 969 nucleotides long. RefSeq names its product protein Wnt-8a-like. Gene Ontology annotation, biological process: neuron differentiation; canonical Wnt signaling pathway; cell fate commitment. The record is from RefSeq and is a predicted model, not a curated record. NCBI's taxonomy places the organism in Eukaryota, Metazoa, Chordata, Actinopteri, Clupeiformes, Clupeidae. Gene Ontology annotation, molecular function: cytokine activity; frizzled binding. Gene Ontology annotation, cellular component: extracellular region.
UUCCUGUACAAUAUGUCCACAGCCACCAGGGAGAUAUCAUUUGUGCACGCCAUAAGUGCGGCAGGCGUCAUGUUCACGCUCACCAAAAACUGUAGUUUGGGUGAACUUGCCAACUGCGGAUGUGACGUCUCCAGGAACGGCAAACCAGGGGGCCGCGGGUGGAUGUGGGGUGGCUGCAGUGAUGACGAGGGUUUCGGCGCGAGGAUCUCCAGGCAGUACGUGGAUGCGCUUGAAACGGGGCAAGACACCCGGGCGUUGAUGAAUCUGCACAAUAACGAUGCCGGCCGUCAGGCAGUGAAGGCCACCAUGCGGCGCGUGUGCAGGUGUCACGGGCUCUCCCAGAGCUGUAGCAUGCAGACGUGUUGGAUGCAGCUCGCGGAGUUCCGAGACGUGGGGAACUACCUGAAGGUGAAGCAUGACCAGGCGCAGAAGCUCGAGAUGGACAAGAGGCGCGUGCGCGCCGGAAACAGUGCUGACAACCGCGAUGCGCUGGCGGACGCAUUUAGCAGCAUCGCGCGCACUGAUCUCAUCUAUCUCGAGGACUCUCCAGACUACUGCGUGCGGAACCUGAGUCUCGGGCUGUAUGGCACCGAGGAGCGAGAGUGCUUGCAGAACGGUGACAGUCUUUCCCAAUGGGAGCGACGCAGCUGCCGACGCCUCUGUCACGAGUGCGGACUGCGCGUGGAGCAGCGGCGCGUGGAGACGUCAAGUAGCUGCAACUGCAAGUUCAACUGGUGUUGCAACGUCACGUGCGAUACCUGCACUCAGGUCACAAUCAAACACGUGUGCACGCGGAAACAUGGAGGUCACUGGCAGCACAGGCGGAAAAACCGCGGAAAUAAAUCUGUGCGCUGAUAAUAGACUGUAAAUAAUAUUCGGUGGCAUUGCCUCCACUGAUUUUCCAGAUGUAUUUAGACUUUGUGUUUGUUAUGUAUUUAUGUCUAAAUAGCCUACUUGUAAAUAAAUGAA